AUGUCUGCCCCUGCUGCUUUCUCCGAUGUCGCCAAGGCGGCCAACGACCUCCUGAACAAGGACUUCUACCACGCCAGCCCGGCCAACCUUGAGGUUAAGUCCAAGGCCCCCAACGGUGUCACCUUCACCGUCAAGGGCAAGUCCUCCCACGAGGGUACUAUCGCUGGCCAGCUCGAGGCCAAAUACGUCGAUGCCCCUACCGGUAAAGCUCUCCCCAAGCGCAAACCUUGCAAGCCUCUUAAACCACCCGAUUAUGACAUUGGCGCGCGCGAGGGACGCCCGAUGGCGUUUUUCUUCAUGUCAUCGGGCCAGCUUGCGUCACGCCAAUUGACCUUCUUCUUGCUCUCCAACAUCUCGAAUCAUUCAAUAAAGCUAAUAUUCCGUCCGCGCCCAGGUCUUACCCUCACCCAGGCUUGGACUACCGCCAACGCGCUCGACACCAAGCUUGAGCUGGACAACAACAUUGCCAAGGGCCUCAAGGCUGAGAUCCUCACCCAGUACCUGCCCGCCAAGCAGUCCAAGGGUGCCAAGCUCAACCUGCACUUCAAGCAGCCCAACCUGCACGCCCGUGCCUUCUUCGACUUGUUGAACGGCCCUACCGCCAACCUCGACGCUGUGCUCGGCCACGAGGGUUUCCUCGUCGGUGCUGAGGGUGGCUACGACGUCAACAAGGCUGCCAUCACCAAGUACUCCGCCGCCGUCGGAUACAGCGUUCCUCAGUACUCUGCUGCCAUCACUGCCAGCAACAACCUGUCUGUCUUCUCUGCCAGCUACUACCACCGUGUCAACGCUCAGGUCGAGGCCGGUGCUAAGGCUUCCUGGGACUCCACCUCCGGUAACACCGUCGGCCUCGAGGUCGCCAGCAAGUACCGUCUGGACCCCUCUUCCUUCGCUAAGGCCAAGAUUAACGACCGUGGUAUCGCUGCUCUUGCCUACAAUGUCCUGCUCCGCCCCGGUGUCACUCUCGGCCUGGGUGCCUCUUUCGAUACCCAGAACCUGAACCAGGCUGCCCACAAGGUUGGUGCCAGCUUCACCUUCGAGGCUUAA
Penicillium chermesinum is the source of this 1047-nucleotide messenger RNA. RefSeq names its product porin. NCBI's taxonomy places the organism in Eukaryota, Fungi, Ascomycota, Eurotiomycetes, Eurotiales, Aspergillaceae. The transcript has 5 exons. The coding region runs from base 1 to 1047 and encodes 348 amino acids. Gene Ontology annotation, cellular component: mitochondrial outer membrane. Gene Ontology annotation, molecular function: voltage-gated monoatomic anion channel activity. Gene Ontology annotation, biological process: monoatomic anion transmembrane transport. The record is from RefSeq and is a predicted model, not a curated record.